AAUUCUAGCUGUUCCACCUCUCUCUCUCUCUCUCUUUCUCUUUUCCUUUGUCCCCUCCUGAUAUACUGAAAAUCGAUCCAAAACCCGUACAAGUUUUCUCCGAUCAGAUGGAUUCUCGAGCUUCUUCUGAUCUGGAGGAUGAACGGAUCGUCCAAGUUAGACAAGCUCUGAUGUGUCCCGACGGCGGAAGAUUCGAAGGUCUUCGAACCGCGAGGUUCCUUAAUUACACAACCACCUCCAUAGACGACGACGUUUUCGAGCUUCCGCUCGAUGCGUUCGUGUCACGCCCAGAGACGUCAGAUCCAGAGAAACCGCCCGCGAAAUUCUCCUUUUCCGGCUGGGGUUCGCCGUCGGUGAAUUGGAUCGAGUGGGUAAACGCGAUGGCGGAGUCAAACGCGGUGGUGUGGCGGAAAUCCGGCGUCUACGACGCGAUUAUGGCGUCGCGGUAUCAGAUAACGAAGCAGGACGAUUUGAUGAUGGCGUUGGUGGAGAGAUGGUGCAUCGAGACUAACUCAUUUGUGUUCCCUUGGGGUGAAUCGACGGUGACGCUAGAGGAUAUGAUCGUUCUCGGAGGAUUCUCGGCCAUCGGGAACAACGUUCUGGCUUCGAUCAAACGCGAAUCGAUGAAAUCCGUAGAGGAGAAAUUGAAGAGAGCGAAACGCGAGAUCGAGGCGAGUUCGAUGAAGAAAUGUUGCGUUAGUUUGUGGAUGAGGGAGAUGAUGAACUCCGGGAAUGAAAUUGAGCAUGAAGCGUUCAUGGUUUCAUGGCUCUCACGUUUCGUCUUCCCAAAUUCAGCUGAUCUCGUGAGAGAUAAGCUAUUUGCAGCUGCGGUUCAGCUCGCUAGAGGCAUUAGGCUUGCUCUGGCUCCAGCCGUUCUUGCCGGGAUUUACAGCAAUCUCGGAGUUUUGAAGAAGCAGCUGUUCGGUUCCGGCGAGGAAGAGAACGCGGUGAUGACGGCUACUUCACCGUUUCAGUUUGUGCAGGUUUGGGCUUGGGAGAGAAUCAGUGAGCUGCGUCCACAUGGCCAGCCUAGCCAGUUAAAGCCUUAUGAGCCAAGAAUGGCACUGUGGCACCAGCACGGUGGUGGUCAUGAGUCGAACCAGAGCCGAGAGAGUAUCGGAUCGGUUCUUGAUUCGGCUAAGGAGAGUUUCGAUUACCGUCCAUAUACCAAACCUUUGAAAAACUACAAAUUCCCUAAGUUUUACUUGGAAGAUGACUGUUGGGUGUCAUUGGAGGAUGAAGACAUUGUAGCUUUUGGUCGAUGUUUGAGAUGUUCUAAGCUGGUGGGUUUGAAUUGCAUUGAACCUUAUUAUCCUCACCGUGUGGCGUUGCAGUUUGGUUAUGAUCAGGAUGUUCCUGGCGUAGUACCGGUGCUUAUUGAGACGCCGGAGUUGGCUUGGAAAGAUUAUAUCCGACCAAUUACAGAUGAAAUGAUGUAUAUUCCUUCUAGGCUUCGUCAAGCUGAUGUUACGGUUAAGUACAUAAGAUGGUGGAAACAGUCUGUUACAACUUUACAGUCCAUGGCUGAUAGAAGUACCCAUAAGGUUCUCAAAGAGAAACCCACAGGGACAACAACAACAACGACAAGGGUUGAAUCUUCUCCUCCAAGAAACUCUAAAACAUUAGGAGCAAAAGCAGAGCUGAAAGGAGAGGCUUUAAAGAGUGUGAAUGGUAGAAGCAGUGGAAGUAGCUCUUCGAGGAGUCUCACAGGUUCAGAGAAAGCGGAUAAGCAAUCAAAGCCUUUGAAGAAGACUGAAUGGGUCAAGAAACCAUUACCAGGAAGAGGAGUAGAUGAAGUCAAAGAACGUAGAGGAGGUCUAAGGGGCUCGCAGGAGAUAAAAAAUCAUGGCCAUGUAAAGUUUCUGCUUCCCGGUUCGCCUGCUAGCUCACCUAAGACUCAUCAGUCACUCCCUCAAAAGCAAAACUCUAAAAGUACUCCUAUCAUAAAACCAAAAGCAUCACCUGUUGUUCCUAAGGAAGAGAAAAAAUAUAAUAAGAAAGCUAACCCCACAAGACAAAAAGUUUCAAGAUUAGGACCAAAUGAUUCGUCAUCUUCAUCUUCUCCUUCUCCUUGUUUAACAAGCAAGAAGUCCCCAAAAAGAUCCCCAGAAGCUAUUACCUCGAAUCGGAUUUCACCAUCUAGAGCCACUCCUGCAGCUGUUAAGAGAAAUGUUGCUGAUCACCGACUCAAAGCUCAUCCGAAACAAGAAUCUUCAAAAGAAACUCGGGCUGGCAGCAAAGGAGGAGGUGAAGGGAUGAUGAAUGCAUUGAAGCUUCUGAGUGAGAUAGUGAAAAUGGAGGAGCACGUAGGUGAAGGAGGUGAAGUGAUGUAUCAAAUACCAAAACAACAAUUCGAGCUUUUGAGCCAAGGUGUGCAAGAUGUUCUACACGAGUUGCAGUCUAUUAAAUCCGCACUGAACAUCGAUACAUCAUCAUUACUCUAAGAAUGUAUUUACAAGAUCACGAUUAUUACGACACUAAAGGUUUUUUAUUGAUAUGAGAG
Eutrema salsugineum is the source of this 2503-nucleotide messenger RNA. RefSeq lists its product as uncharacterized. NCBI's taxonomy places the organism in Eukaryota, Viridiplantae, Streptophyta, Magnoliopsida, Brassicales, Brassicaceae. The record is from RefSeq and is a predicted model, not a curated record. Gene Ontology annotation, biological process: meristem development; meristem maintenance. The transcript has 2 exons. The coding region runs from base 108 to 2444 and encodes 778 amino acids.